AUGGAUAACAAUAACGAGAAUGAUGAGAAUCAAGAGCUUGUCAAUGAGGAAGAGGACGAUGACUUCCCUGAAUAUGCCAACGAGGCAAAUAAGGAACUCAAUGAGAAGAUCAAAUUAAAAAGACGCAUCAUUCGAGACAUCAAUUCCAAGAUUGAGGAAAAGAGUGAUAAGUUGAAAGUGCUUUCGGAACACUUGAAGAACAUCCAGCAGGAAUUACUUCACACUUAGGCUUUGAUCGACACAAAAAACAAAGAAAUUGAAACUGAAGACCAUUUGAAAUAAAUAACAGAAAGAUAAAUUGGUCGUCUUCAAAAUGAAAUGACAAAACAAUAAAAGAUAAUGAUCGAGUAACAAGAGAGAUUGAAUGAUGUUCAAAAUUCCAUCUAUCGAGGGAAUGAGAGAUUGGACAAAUACAAGAUUGAGAUGAAUUGGAAUCAAGAAGAAUUGGAACAAUGGGUUUUGGCUGCAAGAUAAAAGGAAGAGGACUCUUUAACCAUGGAGAAAUAUAAGAGAGGAGAUGAAGCCAAAAUUAAAGAACUCAAUCUACAGAUAGAAAAAUUGACUGUUGAAGUUAGCAGGAGACAAAAUGAACUGGAUAGAGAAAUCACAGAAACAUAGACAGCCUAAAUUGAAUUGGAUAAGACAGCAGAAGAAUUUAGAAGAUAACAUGAUGAACGUCAUAAACUAUUUCAACAAUGGUAAGAAGUGACAGACAAUAUAGCCAGAAGAGAUCAAGCAAUUAGAGAUGAAUCAGAGAGAUAUGCUGAUAUCAAGGCUUAGAUCAAAGCAAAUCAAUAAGAUUUAGAGAAUCGAAAGUCUUAAUUGAUGAAUGAGAAGCAAGAAAAUAAAUCAGUUGAAGUUCAAAAUUAGCAACUUGAGAGAACUAUUAUUUAAUAGAGGUAAUCUAACAAAGACAUCGAAUUGGCAAUAGAUAAUCUGAAAGCUGAUGUUGAAAUUUAAAAGAAUUAACUAUCUGCUUUUGCUACUGAUUUAUCUAAUAAGAGAAAUAGAUUGGCUUAGAUGUCAUAAGAACUCCUAAUUAAGAAAUAGAGAUUGAAUAAUGCUUAAAAGAAAUAUGCAAGUGAGAAACAGAAAUUGAAGUUGGAAGAUAUCUAACAUUAAGAGUUUGAAAAACAAAGGAGUAUGGCAUCAGAUAGAUACAAGAACUUGGAAAAGUAAAGGAUUGAUCUGGAUAAGGAAAUCAAAUUACAAAAGGAGGUCUUAUUCAAAGCUACGCAAGAUUUAUUUAAAUUGAGAGAAAACGAAGCUAAUUUAUAUGGAGAAAUACAAGCAAAUGUGAGUGCUUGCCGUAAUUAUUAAGCUCAUAUCAAUAAAUUAAUUUAAGAAUUUUAAAGAUAAUAAGAAUUAUUGUAUAAUGCCGAAUAUUAGAUAUAAUUGAUGGAAAGAAGAGUAGCAAGAGCCAAAGGAGAACGUACAUUGGAAGAGAAGAAGGAUUUGGAAAAUGAAAUCAAGGAAAUUGAGGAGAAGGUCAAUUUGUAAAAGAAGGAAUACAAAACAUUAUUGUAGAGUUUGAAAAGACUGGAUGAUGACUUAAGAGGAACAGAUAGACAAUUGACUGGUACCAAAGGAUCAUAAACUAAAUUGAAAUAAGCAAUUGAUGAAUUAACCUUAGAAAAUGAUAUGACUUAUUAGGACUUGAGCAAGAUUGUUAAGUCAAAAGAAGAAGUGUUGGUUUAACACGAUUUUAUGAAGUUAGAAAUACAAAAGAUUUAAAAGGUAGUGACAACUGCUGUUGAUAAAGUGUUUAACUUAGAGAAUCGUAAAUAUCAAUUGGAAAUGGCUAUGCAAGAAAGGGAAUAGGAAAUUUAAGUACAUAAAGAUGUUUUGGUGGCUGAACACAAGGCAGCUGAAGAGGAAAGACAUAAAAUUGCUGUUGAAUUGGCUGAGAGAUAAAACAGAGUGAAGAAUCUCAGAAUCAAAUAUGAAUCUUUGGUAUAGAAGAACAAAUCCUCGAAUGGAGAGUAGGACACCCAAAACAUCGAGGAGCAUUCAUAAGCUUAUUAUAUUAUUAAGGCAUCUUAAGAAAGAGAGGAAUUGCAGAGGAAAGGUGAUGAAUUGAAUGCUGAAAUCAUAAAAAGAGAUCAAGAAUUAAAGGCCUUAGAUAACACACUAUCUCACCUUAAGAAUAGAAACAGUAAGUAUAGGGACAGUUUCUUAAACAAGGGUAUUUCUUAGAAAGAAGUAUCUCAUAGAGAUGGAUUGGAGGAACAAUGUAGAGCAGCAUCUGAGAACUUAUUUAAAAAGAAAAAGGAAUUGCAACGAUUGUAAUAAGAAAUAGAUGAGGAUAUGAGAAGGCUGACUGAAAUACAGAAUAGAAUUGAAAUUCUGGAUAAUCAAGAGAGGGAAAUGGAAAUGCAAUUCUAAAAGUUGGAAAAAGAGUUGCAAGAUUAGCAAGAGAAGAUUAAUAGGGCUGAGAAUAUAAUGAGUUCAAAACUAGCAAAAGUUUAAUAAAAAAGAAUUGUGCUUGAUGAAUCAAAUGCACACAUCUCAGCUUUAGAGUUAGACAUUUAGAAUAAUUUAAAUAAGACACUAAAAACCUGCAUUUUGUAACAUUUUUAUUCUAUCAACCUCUUUAGCAAUUUAGUCUAGGAAUUUCCAGAAAUGCAAGCAAUAAUAGAUGCUGUCUUUUAGGAGAAAAAUGUCACUGUUCCUAGUAAAUAACCCUCAUCUGUUGGAGUCCCCUCUGUUAGAUCGUCUGUACGUUCAGCUUCUUCUCAGGGCAGAAGAUGA
Molecule: messenger RNA, 2751 nt
Organism: Paramecium tetraurelia
Lineage: Eukaryota; Ciliophora; Oligohymenophorea; Peniculida; Parameciidae
Exons: 5
Biological process (GO): cilium movement; cilium-dependent cell motility; inner dynein arm assembly
Cellular component (GO): axoneme
Source: RefSeq, a predicted model, not a curated record